CGGAUUCUGAUCUUACUCGGACACACCUUUCCGUCAGUGCUGGAUUCAGGAAGCUUCACACCAAAAGGAGAGUAAACAAUGUGGAAAGCGGUCGUGUUUGUGUUCCUGCUCCUAAACAUGGGCAUACAUGUGGACGGUGCUGCAGAUAAGAAGCUGGAAACUGUGGCAAAAACAUCCAAACCAGAGCAAAAAGGAGAGAGUGAAGCUGUAACUCCUAGCCCUGUAAGCAGCCUUGCUCCUGCAGCUUUCAAGGGCAAACUGCUGGUGAUACCCAUGGAUGGGAGUCACUGGGUGGGUAUGAAGGCUCUAGCACAAGAAAUGGGCCGCCGUGGACACCAGGUCACUGUUGUGAUCCCAGAAGUCACCAUGCGGAUGGGUCCAGGAAAACACUACGAUACCAUCACCUUCCCUGUCCCGUAUGACAAGACUGUCGUCGAUCAGAUGAUGGCCUCAAACAAAGCAAUGAUGGACAACUCUGAUGGAUCAUUUAUAGAGAGGAUGAAAAACAAAUUCUCACAUAUACAGAAAAUCAGAGAUUUUAUCCACCUGACUUCAGAACUCCUGCUAUUCAAUGAUACUCUCAUAUUACACCUGGCACAACAGGGUUUUGAUGCCGUCCUCACAGACCCCAUGAUACCUGUAGGAGCUCUAAUAGCUCGAAAACUGGGUCUGCCCAUUAUCAACGUGCUGAGAGCGAUUCCAUGUUCCCUGGAUUGGCAGGCUUCAGGCUGUCCUGCCCCACCUUCUUAUGUGCCCCGCUUCUUCACCGGAAACACGGAUAAAAUGAACUUCAUGGAGAGGACCAUCAACACUGUGGUGGCUUCACUGGAGCCGCUGAUGUGCAAAUUAUUCUACUGGCAGUUUGACAACAUGGCCUAUCGCUUCCUGGGAGAGGAGGUGGGCGUGGCUGAGGUGCUUUCUGAUUCUGCUAUCUGGCUGUUCAGGUUUGACUUCACACUGGAGCUGCCGCGCCCUCUCAUGCCAAAUAUGGUUCUUAUAGGUGGAAUCAACUGCAACGUGAGAAAUCCUCUUCCUAAAGAUUUGGAGUCGUGGGUGUCAGGAGAGCACGGCUUCAUAGUGUUCACUCUGGGCAGCAUGAUGUCAGACAUGCCAGAAGAGACAACGCUCAUUUUUCUAGAAGCUUUCAGACGGAUCCCACAGAAGGUGAUAUGGAGGUACGAGGGUAAGAUUCCAGACAACGUCCCAGAAAAUGUGAAAAUGAUGUCCUGGGUGCCUCAGAAUGACCUACUGGCUCAACCUGGAGUUCGAGCUUUCAUCACUCACGGCGGCUCACACGGUCUCUUCGAGGGUCUGUGUCAUGCUGUUCCCAUGGUGAUGGUGCCGAUUGCAGGGGACCAGCCUGACAAUACAAAGAGGUUUGCAAGCAAAGGAGUUGGAGUCGUGUUGGAUAUCUAUACGGUCACUCCAGACAGCCUUGUACAGGCGCUGAAUGAGGUCAUCAAUGACAGCAGGUAUAAAGAGAACCUACAAGUUCUCUCAGCUCUCCAUAAAGACCGACCGAUGGACCCCGUCGACCUCUCUGUGUUCUGGACUGAGUUUGUGAUGCGUCACAAAGGAGCCAAACACCUCAGAGCUGCUGUCCACGACCUCUACUGGUUCCAGUACUUCUGUCUGGAUGUGAUAGCGUUUCUAGCCACUGUUGUGUUUGUUUUUGUGAUGUUGACUGUAAAAUGCUUUAAAAUGUGCUUCCGUAAACUGCGCAGGAAGAGGAAGCAGGAGUAA
Molecule: messenger RNA, 1743 nt
Organism: Cheilinus undulatus (humphead wrasse)
Lineage: Eukaryota; Metazoa; Chordata; Actinopteri; Labriformes; Labridae
Product: UDP-glucuronosyltransferase 1A1-like
Exons: 9
Coding region: 79-1743 (554 amino acids)
Molecular function (GO): UDP-glycosyltransferase activity
Source: RefSeq, a predicted model, not a curated record